This is a messenger RNA of Podarcis muralis (Common wall lizard), 2643 nucleotides long. RefSeq names its product protein tyrosine kinase 6 (gene PTK6). The record is from RefSeq and is a predicted model, not a curated record. Gene Ontology annotation, molecular function: ATP binding; protein tyrosine kinase activity; protein binding. Lineage: Eukaryota; Metazoa; Chordata; Lepidosauria; Squamata; Lacertidae. Gene Ontology annotation, biological process: protein phosphorylation.
GCUGCUCCUCUGUGGCUCAGUAGCGAGGGGUAGGCGCUCUGCACACGCUCAGAAGCACUCCUGCUUCGCCGAAGCUCAAAGGGAUCAGAAUCCGGAGCUGGAAAUAAGUGGGAAAUAGAAGGGAAAUAAACUGCACCAGCAUCCAGGGUUAGCUGAAAUUUGGGUCGGUGCGGGGGCGUGUUGGAUUGGGGAAUACCUGGAUCCCAACUUUCUCCUGGUCUUCCCCAGACUCGUCUCUGGCACACGCCCCCUUUUCAGGCCUGGAGCUCUGACGUCAUCGGGCCAUGGGAGUUUCCACAGCACGUGCAGGGGAAAUCCUACAUGAGAUCCUCUCUCUGCCCUUGAAGAGGAAGAUCCCAUGCAUCUUCCUUUAGCCUCGGGGAGAACCUCGUGUUGGGUUACUUUCGGGAAGAAAUAAUUCACAUCAAAGCAACAGAAGUGAUGAGGGAGACUUCUGAAGUUGUUAUUAUUAUUGCCUGUUAGGAUUUGCAUACAUACCCUUCACCCGAAGAUUCCAGGGCAGAUCGCAACAGAAAAAUACAAAAUGAGAAUAGAAACAAAAACAAACAAACCACCCCUUACCACAAACACAUUUUUGAAAACCAUAAAAUGUUAAUCAGACCAAUGCUUGGUUUUUUCCAGGCACGGAGCCACCGCAGAAAAGGCCUGUUUGGAUUCAAGGUGUGAAACCAGGGAUGGCAAGAGACAUUUUGGCACCUGAGGCUCACCACAAAACGGGGUCCUUCUCCCCACCAGGGAAGAAGGGCCUUCAGCUUGCCUGCCUUGACACCAUGAGUUCCAAGCCUGCGCCACCAUGGAGAGCCAGGAGUUGCCUUUACACCAGCCUGUGGGACUUCAAAGCCAUGACGGAGACAGAACUGAGCUUCCGGGCUGGAGAUCUCUUCCAAGUGAUCGAGAAGAAAGGAGAGUGGUGGUGGGCCAAGAAGCUGGAUCCGUCCCGGACGGGUUACGAAGAAGGCUACGUGCCUUACAACUACUUGGCCAAGAAGGAGACUAUGGAGGCAGAGCCGUGGUUUUUUGGGCAGAUCUCCCGUUCUGAAACAGUCCACCGGCUGAUGUCAGAAGAGAAUAUGGUCGGAGCCUUCCUAAUCCGUAUCAGUGAGAAAAAGGGAGCUGAGUAUGUUUUGUCAGUCCGAGAUGAGUCACUGGUGAGGCACUACAAGAUCUUGCGCAACGACCAGGGAGCUUACUACAUGAACGCCACACGCUCCUUCCCAGAUCUGCACUCCCUGGUCGAGUAUUACAAAGAGAAAGCACUCACCCACGGGCUGAGGCUCUUGACCCCGUGCUACAAGCAAGAGCCCACGGCGAUGCCGCACUGGGACGACUGGGAGAGGCCAAAGGAAGAGUUCCGCCUUGCCCAGAAACUGGGCGCAGGUUACUUUGGAGAAGUCUAUGAAGGAUACUGGAAGGACAGAGUCAGAGUUGCGAUCAAAGUGCUCCCCAGAGCUGAUCUGACGUACCAGGACAUGUUCAAAAACGAAAUUGAGGCGAUGAAGAAGCUGAGGCACAAGCACAUCCUCUCCCUCUACGCCAUCUCGACUCGUGGGGACCCCGUCUACAUCAUCACGGAGAUCAUGAGCAAAGGGAACCUCCUAGAAUUCCUCCGAGGUUCCGAAGGGGAGCACCUGCAUAUAGCAGAGCUGGUGGACAUGGCGUCCCAGGUAGCAGAUGGCAUGUGCUACCUGGAGACGCAGAAAUUCAUCCACCGAGAUCUCGCUGCCAGGAACAUCCUGGUCGGAGAGAACAACAUCUGCAAAGUGGGAGAUUUUGGGAUGGCCAGGCUGAUCAAGGACAACGUUUACGAAUCUUACUCCCACAACGUCCCCUACAAAUGGACGGCACCGGAAGCCCUUUCCCACGGCCGCUACUCCGUCAAAUCCGACGUUUGGUCCUUUGGAAUUCUCCUGUAUGAAAUCAUGACCCUUGGCCAGAACCCAUAUCCAGGUAUGACCAACAGUGAAGUUUUCAAGCACGUCCAGACGGGUUUCCGGAUGCACUGCCCUCUCAACUGUCCUGCCACAAUGUACAACAUCAUGUGCGCAUGCUGGGACCUGAACCCAAAAGAGAGACCAGACUUCAAGCAGCUCCGAGGGCAGCUCCAGAGUUUCACCAUGUACGAGAACCCGGAAUGAAAGGAGCAGCUUCCUCUUUCCUCCUCCUCCUCCCUUUAAACCUCGCAAAUUUCAUACGGAGAAAGCGACCUCUAUCGAACCGAAACAUGCACACACCUUGGGAGGGUAGAGGAGCAGGCUUUGGGCUUCUGUGAUAAAAACAGACUCCGACUGCGGACAUGUGAUCUCCGUGCCAUAUUUGUUCAAUUGGCAUUGCAGGAUAAGAGACUAAGAAGAGAUCAGGCCAAACUCCUCUCAGGGCUGGCAUCUUGUUCUCCCAGUGGCCAACCCAAGGAAAGCCUGCAAACAGGACAUGAGUGCAGGAGCCGUCCAAGCUGGUGCCCAUUACUACAUCUCAUGGGAAGAGAGGAAGGGUGGGAUCUGGGGACAGGCCCAUUUAACUGUCGCUCAUGAAGAGCGGGGUGGCGCUGUGGUCUAAACCACUGAGCCUCUUGGGCUUGCCGAUCAGAAGGUCGGCGGUUUCAAAUCCCCACAACAGGAUGAGCUC